This is a messenger RNA of Coregonus sp. 'balchen', 1131 nucleotides long. The record is from the annotation of a GenBank genome assembly. Lineage: Eukaryota; Metazoa; Chordata; Actinopteri; Salmoniformes; Salmonidae.
AUGUUUGUGUUCGACCAGGAGAACUUCCAGGGUCGCAUGGUUGAGAUCAGCAAUGAGUGCAUGAACGUGUGUGAGAUGGGCAUGGACCGCGUCCGCUCCCUCCGCGUUGAGUGUGGACCGUAAGUCAACCUCUCCAGUUUUUUUAACUAUGUUGUAUAUUAGUUGCUAUUAAUGGCCUGCUAUCCCUGUAGCUUUGUGUGAUAAUAGUAGACGUAGCAGUAUAUACAUACAAAAAAUAAUCAUAAUAAGAUAUGUCAACACAGCUGUAUAAUAAGGUAACACUGUCUUUCUAUCCUGUAUAGAUUUGUGGGCUUCGAACAGAUGAACUUCUGUGGUGAGCACUACAUCCUGGAGAAGGGAGAAUUCCCCCGUUGGGACUCUUGGAGUAACUGCCAGAAGAACGACUACCUGCUGUCCUUCAGGCCCGUCCGCAUGGUGGGUGCACUCCUCUCGCCUUUCACCAUCUCAUCUGUCAAUUCUGUUCUCUCAUGUUUCUCUCUUAUACACAUCCUCUCUCUUUGUGACUUGCUACCCCCUGACCUCUCACUCCAUCUCUCUUUACUCUCUCUCCAUUUUUGUCUCUCUCCUGUACAUUUCUCUCCUUCUGAACACCUCCCUCAUUCUCACACAUCUCCGUUCCCCUCUCUCCCAGGACCCCGAGAAGCACAAGAUCUGCUUGUACGAGGUUGGGGAAUUCAAGGGCCGUAAAAUGGAGAUCAUGGACGAUGACGUUCCUUCUCUGUUUUCAUAUGGCUUCACCGACAGGGUCGGCAGCAUCAUGGUCAGCUGCGGAACGUAAGUGUUGCUAUGGAGAUGGCAAAAGCAAUCGACAGAGUUUAAACUCACAACUAAGAACACAUAGAGCUAGAAUGAAAAGAUUGUAGGAGAGCUGUUAUUUUAGUGACCUACGUAGGGACUUGCCGAGUGACAUAAUUUGUUAUUCUCCUUUUUCCCCUCAGCUGGGUGGGCUACCAGUUCCCCGGAUACCGUGGCUCCCAGUACCUGCUGGAGAAGGGCGACUUCAAACACUUCAACGAAUUCGGCGCCCGUCACCCCCAGUUUCAGUCCGUGAGGCGUAUCCGCGACAUGCAGUGGCACCAGCAGGGAUGCUACACCAUGGCCAGCAAGUGA